AUGGAUCUUCCUUCAACUCUGCUGCCGCGUGGUAUUGAGCAUAGCAGUCGCCAGGCGUCGGUAUUCGGGAUCGGGGUUAGUUUCGCGGUGUUCAUCAUGGUCGUGAUCGCUUUGCGAUUGUAUGUGCGGAUCUCCCUGAUCAACGCGAUCGGGGUCGAUGAUGUUCUCAUGGUUAUUGGUGCUAUAUUUACAUUUGGUCUGUCUGUCGCAUCCAUGAUAGCUGCAUACCACGGCACCGGGCGACACGUCGAGGACAUCCCAAUACCCUCCCUCCCACCUAUGCUCAAAGCCAUCUACUCUACUCGCCUAAUUUAUAUCAUCGCCAUGCUGUUUGUCAAAAUGUCACUACUCUGGUUCUAUCUACGCCUCGACCGCCGCCGACGCAUGAGAUGGACCGUAUAUUGCCUCAUGGUUUUCGUGAUCGGUAUUUCUGUAUCCAGUUUCUUCGUGCUCGCUUUUUCAUGUUAUCCACCCGCCAUGUUCUGGGAUGUCGAGGGAACUGUGAAAGGGAAGUGUAUGUCGCCAGGAUCGCAGCAGGCCUUUUACGACGCCAACGGUAUUUUGAACAUCGUGACGGAUAUCUUUAUCUACUUGACGCCAAUUCCGAUGUUGUGGGGAGUGAAGAUCUCCGGGGUACGUCGUCUUCCAUACUUCGUUCCAGUGUUGGUCCAUGAAUGGGGUUCAAUUACGAUAGAUGCUAACGGAACUGCUUAA
Aspergillus melleus is the source of this 714-nucleotide messenger RNA. RefSeq lists its product as uncharacterized. The coding region runs from base 1 to 714 and encodes 237 amino acids. The record is from RefSeq and is a predicted model, not a curated record. NCBI's taxonomy places the organism in Eukaryota, Fungi, Ascomycota, Eurotiomycetes, Eurotiales, Aspergillaceae. The transcript is spliced from 5 exons.